Messenger RNA from Hypanus sabinus (Atlantic stingray), 3079 nucleotides. RefSeq names its product keratocan (gene kera). Lineage: Eukaryota; Metazoa; Chordata; Chondrichthyes; Myliobatiformes; Dasyatidae. Gene Ontology annotation, molecular function: protein binding. The record is from RefSeq and is a predicted model, not a curated record. The coding region runs from base 195 to 1241 and encodes 348 amino acids. The transcript is spliced from 3 exons.
UCCUGUUUUCCUGUAGAUGCAAGAACAAGACCUCAACGAUAGACCCUGAGAAGCUUUGAACCGCUGCUUAGUUUCAGUAACACCAGAUUGGAUGGAAGGUAUUUGAAAUAUUCCAGUGCUCCCUCUAAGCAGAGCGCCCCGCACAGAGUUAAAAUACAGUCAAGGGAAGUAGAGCUGAAUUCCUGGAUGCCAAGAUGAGUCCAAACAUAAAGGCGGCCCAGCAUAUUCUGGUUAUUUUACUCAUGAGUAGCGGCAUAUGGUGUCAAGACCCUGAAUACUUAGCACGGUUAGAAUACUUUUAUGAAUGCCCGAAAGAGUGCAAAUGCCCUGGUAGAUACUCUAACUCCCUGUACUGCGACAACAGAAACAUCAAGGAGAUGCCACUGAUACCAUCGAGAGUCGUGUAUGCGUACCUUCAAAACAACCUCAUUGACGCAAUUUCAGAGAAGUCCUUCAAAAAUGAGACGCAGUUGAAGUGGCUAAACUUGAACAAAAAUAAGAUCACAAGCAGCAACAUAUCUAAAGGUCUAUUUAAGAAGAUGGGAAACCUGCUCUACCUGUACCUUGAAGAUAAUGACCUGGAUGAAGUACCUUCGCCCCUGCCGAGCAGCCUAGAACAGCUUCGGCUCGCCAGGAACAAGAUCUCCAGCAUCCCGGAGGGAGCUUUCUCAAACCUAGAGAAGCUGACAUUGCUUGACCUCCAGAGCAACAGAUUGAAGGACCUUGUCAUUCAGCCGAGUACGUUCAAAGGACUGAAGACGCUACUGCAGCUCAACCUGGCCUACAAUGACCUCACAGCCAUGCCUGAGCAGGUGCCCAUUUCGACUCUGCAGCUCUAUCUGGACAAUAACUCCAUCAAGGAGAUACCGUCGGGCUACUUCAGCGGGCUGCCGAAGCUGUCCUUUCUCAGGCUAAAUCACAAUGAGAUUUCCGAUACCGGAAUUCCAGAAAUGGCUUUCAAUGUGUCUUCCAUAAUAGACCUGCAGCUGUCGUACAAUCAGCUCACCACAGUUCCCAUCAUUCACUUCAGUCUGCAGCACCUGCACCUGGACCACAACCAGAUCAAAAAGAUUAAUGGACCUCAAAUCUGCCCUGUUCCCGUCAACACCAUUUAUCAGAUGCCCAUCGGAGACCAUCAGCCUCAGCUCCGUUAUCUCCGUCUCGAUGGCAACGGAAUUAAACCGCCCAUUCCGCUCGAGCUCAUGAUGUGUUUCAGGCUCCUUUCUGCCAUUGUGAUUUAAAAAGAGGGUAAAAUAUGCUCUGCAAAUCACUUUGGUGAGAGAAAAAAAGAAAACACAAGUCUUGCUGGUCUUGUACUUGUAGGUUGAAAUGAUUCCUAUCUUCUAAACUGGAAAAUAGGUGAUAAUAAAUAAUCUAGUAUUGGCAUAAACUGUGACCAGUUAUUAACAGUAGCAUUGGUGGAAAUUCAAGUACAUUAGUAUUGAAUUAUUAGUGAGAGGUCUUCUUUUUGAAUAAAACGUCUGAUCAAUAAAUGGACAGCCGAGUCCCAGAAUCGUUGUUCAGGUAGUUUCCCUGUCGCAUUAAAACAUCGACAGAGCGUACAUUGAAAACAAAAUAAUUUUUCAUUUCUAUCUCAUAUGAAUAAUGACAAUGGUUACCUUUAAGCAAUGUUGUAGGCAUUUCCUUGAGAAAAGUUAAGGCAGAGUUGCUUGAUUGUUGCUUAUUCCUCUCCUUCUUCGCACCGUUUUCGCUCCUUUUCAGACCUUAGGAUGCCAACAGCAUUUCUCACACAAUAAUGAAGGGAAAAUGGAAAUCCGGCAUGCACGUAGAAAAUGUAGUCAAUACACAUCAAUAAGACCAUGAGACAUAGGAGCAGAAUUAGACCAUUUGUCCCAUCGAGUCUACCCUGCCAUUCCAUCAUGGCUGAUUGAUUAGCCUUCUCAAUCCCAUUCUCCUGCCUUCUCCCUGUAACUUCUGACAUCCUGACUAAUCAAUAACCUAUCAACCUUCACUUUCAAUAUACCCAUUGACUUGGCCUCCACUGUCAUCUGUGGCAAUGAACAGCAAAGCUUCACCUCCCUCUCGCUGAAGGAAGUCCUCCUCAUCUCUGUUCUAAAGAGACACCCUUCCGAUCUGGGAGGGGUGGUUGCCAUCUGCUCCAAGACACCCCCACUGUAGGAGACGUCCUCUCCACAUCCACUCGAUCUAGAUCUUUCAAUAUUCUAUAGGUUUCAGUGAUAGGUUCUGUGAGGGGAUUAAUUGGCUCUUUCAGGACUGAGAUCAGAAGAUAUUAGUUGUGUGAGAAUGUAGAUGAAAACAAAGCUAGGUAUACUGGGGAGGGGGCGGGAUAUCCUGGAUAGAAGGCUCACAGAGCAUUUGAAACAAAUUUAUUUUGAGAUACGGUGUGGAACUGAUUCUUCCUGCCCAGAAAGCCGCAAACCAGCCAGUAAACCCAAGCCUAAUCACAGGACAAGUUACAAUUAACCUACUCACCUUUUGGAAUAUGGGAGGAAACCAGAGCACCCUGAGGAAACCCACAUGGUCGGGGAGAACGCACAAACCCCUUACAGACAGCGCAGGAAUCGAACACCAAACUCUGACGGCCUGUGCUAACUGCCAUACUACCCGUGGUGCCCACAAAGCUCAAUUGAAGCCAACUCACUUCAAACUCUUCUCAGCAAUGAUCAAAUAGAAUGGCAGAAAAGGUUUGAGGAUACUCUUGUUCAUCCAUUAUCACUGCUAAUCCCAUCUGUGGUUGCCCAGUCCAUAAAACUCCUUUCCCUGAUGCUUUUAUCUGAGGAGAAAAAAGGCUGGUGUAUGUUUUGGGUAGAAUUUGUACACAAAACAUUGGAUGUGUGCCUGAGGACCCUUACCCCAGAGAGCUGUGGGCCGAGUGCUUGAUGAUAGAAUUAAGCUGACGAGCUCUGUUUCCAUCAGCGCAAUCAAAUUGAAUCAAAUAGCUUACUUCUGGCUCACGAAGUUUCUCUAAAGGUUUUCUUUCCCAAAGCCCACCUUGCCUUUCUGCUGUCAAAUGUGUUCAGACCACUUGCUGCAACAUUUCAAAGCAUUUUGCACAUUCUUGAAUUACCUCAAGCCUCUGGACUUCAUCCUCCACUCG